This is a messenger RNA of Ailuropoda melanoleuca (giant panda), 1131 nucleotides long. RefSeq names its product placenta associated 9 (gene PLAC9). Lineage: Eukaryota; Metazoa; Chordata; Mammalia; Carnivora; Ursidae. The record is from RefSeq and is a predicted model, not a curated record. The transcript is spliced from 4 exons. Bases 78 to 398 code for a protein of 106 amino acids.
UCCUGCGGGCGGGCCGGCGCGGGCCCGGGGGACGCGGCGGCGGGCAGACACUGCGCUGCGCUCCGCCAGCCGGCAGCAUGCGGCCCCUGCUCUGCGCGCUGGCCGGGCUCGCCCUGCUCCGCGCCGCCGCUGCUGAGCCCUCUGUGUCCUCCCGUGGAGACCCGGCCUGGAACGCGGGGUGUGACAGAUACAUGGCUGUCCACGACCGUUUAGACGUCAUAGAGGAGACGGUGGAGAAGACGGUGGAGCACCUGGAGGCAGAAGUGAAAGGCUUGCUGGGGCAGCUGGAAGAGCUGGCCUGGAACCUACCCCCGGGGCCCUUGGGCCCCAUCCCCGACCUCUUCGGAGACGAUGGCUUUGGAGCACCCGAGCCUGCCCUGCCCAGCAGCUGGAAGUGACACACACGAGUGUGGGACAGCUCUCCUCUGAGAACAGAGCCUGCCUUCCAGCCAGCCUUCCUCAGCUUGGUGCAAGAUAAAAGCUACUCCCUUGUGUCCCCCACCCCCUGCCCCGUGUAGGCUGACAGUGACCCCUAUAGCCACAGCCCCUUCUCCAUCGACUCCCAGGCUCUAACGCCCAGCCCACGUCCUCCUGGGGGCUCAGUCCUCCUGGAGGCUCAGACCGGGGAGACCCCGGGGGGUCUGUGCUGCUGCCCUCCUUAUUUACAGGGGCAGACAGGGCAGGAGUUGGCUCAGAAAUGAGGCACCUGAGUUCCAGAGAAGGUGACACAGCACAAGGGCCCUCAGAGUAGCCUCCCUACUCAAACUGUGGCCAUCUACGAGCAGCAGUGGCCUCACCUGGGAGCCUGUCAGAAACGCAGAAUUUGGGGCCCAACCCAGAGCUCCCGCAUCAGAAUCGACAUUUCAGUGAGAUCCCCAGGGGAGAUGUGUGCAAAUCUGUGUGCGAUUUUUUAAAGUUUUCUCUUGAGGUAAAAUUCACACAACAUAAAUUUCAAAAUUUUGAUCAUUUUCAACGGUACCAAUUCAGUGGCUUCACAUGGUUGUAUGCUAAUUCCAGAACGUUUUCAUCUCUCCCCAAAGACACCCUGUACCUAUAAGCAGUAACUAACCACUGCCCCUCCCACCAGCCCUCGGAAACCACUAAUAUUUCUAUCUCUAUGGACUUCCUGUU